Molecule: messenger RNA, 804 nt
Organism: Megalops cyprinoides (Indo-Pacific tarpon)
Lineage: Eukaryota; Metazoa; Chordata; Actinopteri; Elopiformes; Megalopidae
Product: vascular endothelial growth factor D-like
Exons: 6
Coding region: 1-804 (267 amino acids)
Biological process (GO): sprouting angiogenesis; positive regulation of protein phosphorylation; positive regulation of mast cell chemotaxis
Cellular component (GO): membrane
Molecular function (GO): chemoattractant activity; vascular endothelial growth factor receptor 3 binding; growth factor activity
Source: RefSeq, a predicted model, not a curated record
AUGAAGACACAUUCUGGUAUCAUCCUGCAUCUGCUGGUGAUGUCCUUUGGGAGAAUGUCGCUGUCGCAGGAGGACCACAGCGCCCAGGGAACAGGGAACCAGGAGAAGUGGGAGGGGGACCUGCAGUCAGCUUCCAGCCUAGAGGAGCUCCUUAGGCUUAUAAACUUCCCGGAUUGGAAGCUGUGGAGGUGUCGGCUCAAACUGAAGCACCUGGAGCAGCCCUUGAACCCUGAGCAGAACGGCCCCUCUUCUUCCAGCUCCCAACGGACCACCCGUGGCACUGCCACUCCCAUUACUGAUGAAAUUCUCCAAGCCAUUGACAAUGAGUGGCAGAAGACCCGCUGCAUGCCGAGGGAGACGUGUGUGGACGUUGCCAAUGAGCUGGGCAGCAGUCCGGACAUGUUCUUCAAGCCGCCCUGUGUCUCUGUCUUUAGGUGUGGUGGAUGCUGCAACAGGGAGGGCGUCACAUGCAGAAACACAAGUACUACCUAUGUUGAUAAGACACUCUUCACAGUGGUAUCCAUUAACAAGCAGACACAUCCAGUUCUGAUAAAGGUGGCCAAUCACACAGAGUGUGAAUGUAUGGAGCCAGCUGUAAUUCGUCGGCAUGUCCACCCAAGCCGAUUUAAUGGGUGUUCAUCUCUGCUGCAGACUUUGGAUCCAAAGAACACCCGCAGUCUGUGUCCCAGGGGACUGAUCUGGGACUGCACAGAAGAUCAGUGCAUCCCGUACCCUUCUAGGAAAAGGGUCGGAAUUGUUCUUGUACAGAAGAAAGUGUCUAGAAGGAGCGCUGCGCAGUUCUAG